Molecule: messenger RNA, 456 nt
Organism: Trichoderma asperellum CBS 433.97
Lineage: Eukaryota; Fungi; Ascomycota; Sordariomycetes; Hypocreales; Hypocreaceae
Source: RefSeq, a predicted model, not a curated record
AUGCAGUUCUCAAAUCUCAUUGCUAUUAUCUUUGCCACUGGCGUUGUUGGCCUGCCAUCACUUGACGCAACUGGCAGCCAGCUUUCUAAGCGUACCUGUUGGGAACUUAAGGGCGAGAAACUCAAAAUAUGCCAAGAGGCGUGUGAGUUAGCUUGCGAUGCUGUUACCGGCGCACUUGCAAAAUCACUUUGCAAGAAAGCUUGUGAUGUCGGACCGCUAAAGGUCCGUAGCAUCGACACGGCUACUACCGGUCGUUUGACAGUCGAGGACAUUGAUACUGCAACGCCUGGCGACCUGGUGAAAGUGGCGAAUGUUAUCUCUCCGGAGGUCAUGACUGCUCAGGAUAGCAUCGGCACCGACGCCUGUAUUGCCGCUUGUGAAGUUUUGUGUAAUUCUACGGUUCUUGCACUUGCACAAAAGAAAUGCCUUGAACACUGUAAGCCAAAGUGUCAUUAA